This is a messenger RNA of Clonostachys byssicola, 1515 nucleotides long. The record is from the annotation of a GenBank genome assembly. Lineage: Eukaryota; Fungi; Ascomycota; Sordariomycetes; Hypocreales; Bionectriaceae.
AUGCUUAUUUCAUUGUGGAUUGGAGCCGGCGCACUGCUCGCAAUUAUCCUGUUACAAAUAAUCGCAACACUGAUACACAAGCCCUCGCUGAGAGUUUAUCCAGGACCAUGGUACACACGCGUGACUCAUUAUGUGCUCAAGUUCUACACCCUUACCGGCAGACGCAUGCAGUAUGUUCAUAGCCUCCACCAACGAUAUGGAUCUGUUGUGCGGCUAUCUCCAAACCAGCUCGCCUUCUGCGACCCGGACGCAUUCGUUUCCAUUCACAAAAUCGGUAGUGGCUUCACCAAGACUCAAUGGUAUGAGGACUUCAGUGGCGGCGCGGGAGGGACUGGCAUCGGAAUUGGUCUGUUCGCUAUGACAGAUGUGAAGAAGCACGCGUCUCGAAGGAAGCUUUUUGCACGUGCCUUUAGCGCCGCCAGUCUGAGGUCCAACUGCGAAGAUGUGGUAAAAGAAAAAGUAGAAAAGGCAGUAUCCCGGAUCAUGACAGAAGCCAGAGAUACAGGCGAAGCUGACAUCAUGAAAUGGUGGAUGUUGAUGGCCUCUGAUAUUAUUGGCCAGCUAUCGUUUGGAGAGUCGUUUGAGCUUCUCGAGUCUGGGGAAAAAUCCCACCAUAUCCAAGUCCUCGAGGCAGCGGCCCUCGGGGCCACGCUUCAAUACGAAAUGCCAGGGAUUUCGGGUCUUCUUCGUCGCAUACCUGUUCCAAAGCUGAACCUUCUGGUCACUGCACCAAACUUGGUCCAUAAGUAUGGCGAAGCGGCCGUCUUGAACCUGCGUCGUCAUAGUGAUAACAGAGCGAACCUCUUCGCCACCAUGCUAGCCCAGAGUGAAGCAGCAGCGGAGAAAUUCGAGCUAACAGACGAUGAUAUUCGAAAAGAGGCUUCCAACUUCAUACUCGCCGGUGCUGAUACGACGGCCAUAACUUUGACCUACCUGGUCUGGGCGGUUCUAAAGAGACCUGAGUUGCGGGUUCGGGUUGAGGAUGAAGUCUCAACAUUGGGUCCCGCAGCUUCUGAUGAAGCGCUGGAGCAGCUCCCACUCCUUAACGCUGUGAUCGAGGAAACUCUUCGAUUGUAUGGGGCUGUUCCAGGGAAUCUGCCACGAGUGGUUCCUGAAGGCGGAGUGUCUCUUGGAGGAUACGCAGUUCCUGAAGGUAUCGAGGUGGAAACACAAGCAUACUCGCUGCACCGUGACCCCAACAUUUUCCCUGAUCCCCUGACGUAUGUGCCCUGUUAUCCCUCGCGCUCACUGAAAGUAACAAAAGACAGAUUCGAUGAAACACGCUGGAUGGGCAAAGAUGGACCGAAACCCAGGUCAUAUUGUCCGUUCGGUGCCGGGACGAGAACAUGUGCCGGUAUCCAUCUAGCCAGGAUGGAAAUUCGACUUGGAGCAGCAACCUUGUUCCGGCAGUGCAAAGGCCUCCGAUUGGGUGCUCAGAUGAAUGAUGAAAUGAUGGAACCGGCUAACUUCUUUCUCGCGACUCCAGUUGGGAAAAGGUGUAAUGUGAGGUUUUAG